AUGGCUCCUCAGGCAAGCUGCGGAACAACUGGGGGCAACUUCAUUAAGGGACACAUCAAUAUAUGGGACACGACAAAGGAGGUGGAGGCGCUUCUGGGACCUUGCGCCGUAGUCCUGCGCGGAAUCGGGCUGUGGCAACCGCCCGGUGGCCAGCCAGCGGGUGCCAAGUUUCUGAUCACGGCCGUGCUACUGCUCCAGCAUCUCGCCAUCCUCGUCGGGGGCCUCGUGGAAAUCGUCAUCGACCCGCCGCCUCUGGACGUCAUCUUAGAGGGGAUCUUCACUAUCGCCUGCAGCUUCACCUGGGGACUCAGAAUGGUGUCGGUUCUAGUACGGCAGAGCAGAGUGCAGCAGCUGGUGGUGGACGUAUUGAACAUGAGGAAGCAGUUCACUGAAAACAGCGCAGUCUUACGCAAAUCCUACCGCAGGCGCGCACUUAUUGUGUGCGUUGCAUGGGUGGUUUUCCCGCUGCUGGCAGUACCCAUGUGGUUCGUGGAGCCCGCACUGACCAAGACACUGGUUACGACAUCUGAAAACACCACAAUACUCAUUCGGAAAACUCCGUUCGUCAUGUGGAUGCCGCUUGACACGCAGACGCAUCCGAACUACGAAAUAACGUACGUGAUACAGAUCGCACUCCUUGUUAGCGUUGUCCAGGCGACAGUGUUAGUCGAUCUUUUUUUCGCCUCCUUAAUGAUCAAUAUAACAGCCGAUAUAGCUAUACUGAAUAAUAACAUCGCAAACAUGCGACUGCAUAAAGAAAAUGGAGUUACGAAGGAGUCGGCGGAAGGAGUCAAGGUGUCUGGUGCAUGGGAAGUCACGUAUAAGAGGAAAAAGUCACUAGCAGAGAAAGGUGAACAGCACGACGAGAACAUAGCCACGACCACACCAUAUACCACCGAUCCCAGCGCGCAACUGUACAGAACAUUAGCAAGGAAUAUUCAGCACCAUCAAGUUAUAAUGUCAAUCAUCAACGACUUGGAAUCUAUCAUGAGCGAAUCGAGUGUCAUCAUGCUGGCCGUAAAUUCAAUAAACAUCUGCCUACAAGGUCUUGGAUUUGUAGACGCUUUCCGUCCAGGCGCGAAGAGAACACUUGUUCUGAAGAAAGUGCUGACCUUCCCAGCGUACAUCAACCAGACUGCCCACUUCUGCUGGUACGGCCAAGAAAUCAUAGACCAGAGCGAGCGUCUGCUGGAGUCUGCCUUCAGCUGCGGCUGGGCGGAAGCUGACCAGCGCUUCUGCAGUUCACUGCGCAUCUUCAUGCUGCAGGCGUCGCGACCGCUUAAGCUGCAGAUAGGCAAGAUAUUCACCCUCUCCAGAAACCUUUUCCUGCAGAUUUUGAAUACAUCGUACACGAUCUUCAACAUGAUGAUCAAUUUCUAAAGAAGAAAUG
This is a messenger RNA of Schistocerca gregaria, 1390 nucleotides long. Its product is annotated as odorant receptor coreceptor-like. The transcript has 8 exons. Gene Ontology annotation, cellular component: plasma membrane. Gene Ontology annotation, molecular function: odorant binding; olfactory receptor activity. The record is from RefSeq and is a predicted model, not a curated record. Gene Ontology annotation, biological process: detection of chemical stimulus involved in sensory perception of smell; sensory perception of smell. NCBI's taxonomy places the organism in Eukaryota, Metazoa, Arthropoda, Insecta, Orthoptera, Acrididae. Bases 1 to 1380 code for a protein of 459 amino acids.